AUGAUCUACGCCGCCAACGUCACCGCCGCCAAGGCCUUCGCGGGCAAGAAGGUCGCCCACCGCACCCGCCUGCAGCAGCGCGCCUCGGCCCGCGCCUCCCUCAAGGUGUCUGCCUUCAAGAUCACCCUGAAGACCCCCGACGGGGAGCAGGUGAUCGAGUGCGACGAGGACACGUUCAUCCUCGACGCCGCGGAGGAGGCCGGCAUCGACCUGCCCUACUCGUGCCGCUCCGGGUCGUGCUCGUCGUGCGCGGGCAAGAUCAUCUCGGGCGAGAUCGACCAGUCCGACCAGACCAUGCUGGACGACGACCAGGUCGCCGCCGGGUUCUCGCUGCUCUGCGUCGCGUACCCGUGCUCGGACGUCGUCGUCGAGACCCACAAGGAGGAGGACGUCAUGGGCUAA
This is a messenger RNA of Pedinophyceae sp. YPF-701, 402 nucleotides long. The record is from the annotation of a GenBank genome assembly. Lineage: Eukaryota; Viridiplantae; Chlorophyta; Pedinophyceae.